AUGAGUACCUCUACUCAGCUUCUGGAUGAAACUCAUCUGAAAAAGAUUUCGAGGUCGAUACGAGAUUAUAUCCCGAGCACUGCAACUGAUGACAGCGAGGACGAUACGACAGCUAGACCGCUUCGACUUCUACUUGACAAUGUCUUGUAUACGAGCAGCUUUCCUAUCUUGAGUAUUGCACAUCGUACCGCCGCCUGGAAUACGCUCUGCUCACUGAUCGACCAGUCUUCGCAGUCAGCGGUCGAAGCUGUGAGACAGACCAUCUGGGACCAUGGAACGUGGAGACGUGCCCUGCGUUUAUAUCUUGAUCAUGCCCAUAACGCUCGGCCAAAGUCUUCGAGACAGCUGCUAGUCACUCUAACGAGUGCGCUCCAGAAGCAGGUGGGAGACUUGAGAGCGCGAAGCUUGGAGCUCGCUACGAAGGCUUUGGUGAGUAGUCUCGUCGACUACGAGGAUCCACCAAGAGCCAAGGCUGGCAUACAACUUUUGACGACUUUCAUCUCAAAGCAAUUGCUAGACGUCAAGGACCUACCGAGCGCCUUCACGAGUCUUCGUCCAGGUAUUCAUGUCCACGAAGGCUUUCUCGGCGCUCGAGAUCUUCUCGAAGUCCUUUUCCGAUGGCUUGGGAAAGGCGACUUUGGCUCCACCAUUGCCUCGAGCGUGUCUACUGUCCUGGAACGACUUGAUUACCAUGACGCCGAGCUGAGAGGCAAUGUCGGAAAUGCACGUGAAGUACAACCAUGGCGGACGCCUCUCGAGAGCAGCUACCGCCAAGGUGGUAUCAACAUGGAUGACCUACGAGCCCACAUAUUUCCUAUGCUGUUUCGGCGGAGGCCUGAGGACUUCUCGACUUAUCUGCACUGGUAUGGGAUCGAAGUCGGGCGUGAUUACUCUACAAAAAUACCCAGUUUUGAUUCGUACGCCGAGAUGCUCUAUGCUGCAUUACAUACUGGCAAAGCUAUUGGGUUGCUCACAGAAACAGAUGACAGGACUGUCACUUGUGUCGAUAACGUGGUGGGCGUUCCCAUAAGCAUCAUCAGAUCGCUCAUGACCAGCUCGGAUCGCUCCGCACGCUUGGCCGGGCUGUCUGUACUGCUCGUGUCGCCCGUUCCAUCGAAGCCUCUUUCUGUGAGUGCUCUGGCUCUGGUGAAGAAGGCCUUUGGAGUAUACUUAGCAGACGUCGAUGCAGACUUUCGUAGUGAAGUCUUCGGCGCGUUCCAGAGACUUGUCGAUCGGCUCAGGUCUGUUACUGCUGUGCUUUCUCGUGCUAAUGCCCUCUCUGCCACGAUCGAGAUGGCUCGAAUCACUUUGCAAAAGCACCAAGACCUGCUCAAGUGGCUAUUGCGCUUCCUUACACAAGAGCUGCGACCGACGGCAAGCUAUCAGAGGCAUAUAUGUGCACUGAGAUGCCUGUCGAUGCUCGCACGCUCUGGCCUGGACCAUGGGGUCCCUGCUCGAGAGUGGUCAAAAUCUGCGCAAGGGCAGAUUAAGUGGCCAUUCGAGAUCUCAGUGAUGAGCCCUGAGCUACGCCGCUUACUUGUCGACCUCCUGAUGGAUCCCUUCGAUGAUGUGCGCCAGUCCUCGUUCUCCCUGCUGAAUCUUUAUAGCUCCCUAGGAGUGUUACCUUCCUCUGCCUGCGCCGUCGCGCCUGAUUUCUAUCUACAAGCCCUAGAUCGAGCGGAAGCAACCAUGCAUCAGACUGGGAGAGCGGAUCAUGCGGACGGAGUGGCAUAUCUUUACUCGCUGUAUUACCAGGCUUGUAUCGCGGAAGGACGCACGGAACCUGCAUGGCAAUACGCUGAGCAGACAGUGCUCGAAGAGAGGCUGCUGAAGAAGCUCGAGCUCUUCGUGGGAACAGCACAGAGAUCGUUAUCCGAAGCAGUCGCAGGCUUGCCUCUGCACGGCCUAUUGACGAGUCUUCGUUACGUGCUCGUCCAGCGCCAUUUGCACGUCCACGACCAUAGUCAUGACCAAAUGCCCGACACUAUAUACUCAUGGCUUCGACAGAUCUGGGACGUAGUCAAGCCUGUGCUCUGCGAUGAUGCCCCAGAAGGCUACUUGCCAGAGGAAUCUGAGGCGUGCGCAAACGACACAAAGGAGACGCUAAGUUAUUGCUGGCGAGCACUAAAGGAGAGCAGUCUGCUGCUAGGAACGUUGGUGUCAUUGGAUCCGACCGCUUCCAGCGACGAAGCUGCCAAUCUCACGAAGUACAGCUCUCUAUGCUUCACUCAACUGGCCGAGCUUAGACACCGGGGCGCCUUCUCGACUGUCGCGCAGACCUGGGCUACUUGCUGCACACGAGCAAAAGACGCAUCACACCAAGGCCAACCACAGCUGGAGAUUUGGUAUGAAGAUAUUGUGAGCAAGCUCAGAACCAAUGUCACGAUCAACACACGCCGCUCUGCUGGCUUCCCAUCACUACUCUGUGGCGUCUUGGUGGCUGACAGGUCAGGCAAGCUGGUAGCGCAAGCAGUAACUGACCUGGAAUCCAUCGCACGUCAAAAGGUCGAUGCGAGAUCGGCCGAAGAAGGCUCCUUGGCGCAGGUGCAUGCCAUGAACUGUUUCAAGGACAUUCUGAAGAACUCGAAGCUGGGUGAACGCUCAGAGCCAUUCCUGGCGAACGCUCUGCAACUUUCCGCGGACGGUCUGCGCUCGGAAGCGUGGGCCAUCCGGAACUGUGGUUUGAUGCUUUUCCGGGCUGUGAUCGAUCGCUUGCUUGGAACAAGCGAUGCGCACUUCGACGACGACGCAGAGAUACAGAAGCGCAUCUCUACAGAAGCGUAUCCUCACCUUCUCGACGUGGUGCUCAGUCUCCUCAAGGCACCUGCAGACGGCACUACUACACGUUUUGAAGGCGUGUUCCCUGCUCUGCAACUCCUCCAGCUCACCCGGGUCCCCGAAGAUCGACUGUCCGAGACAACUAGCGCCGUUGACACACUGAUAUCGAGCUCAUCAUGGCAUGUGCGAGACAAGGCAGCUCGCACGUUAGCUUCCUUCACGAGCAUGGAUGAACUUGCCCUGCAACUUGAUGAGCUUUUAUCAGGAGGACCACUUCGAGAAAACCACACUCACGGUCUUUUGCUCCUGAUCAAACACACCUUGGCCCAAGCGACGACUGAUAUAAUCCAGCCAGAAACACCCAAACAUGAACUUACCAUCGCGUUCUACGACUGUUCUUGCCUCGCUCGAUCGGUGGGAGAGUUGUUCCAUCGCACAAGAAGUGUUGUGACGAAGGCGGCUAGCUUGGAUGUUGUCAGAGCUUGCUCAGCUUUCCUCACCGGUAUCAAUACUCCCGACUCUGCCAGUGGCCAUGCCAUCGACGUUUUCCAAGCCAUAUUGGACGACAUUCGGGAAGAUCCCACCGCAGCUGUCAUCCGCCAAGCGUGGGCUCGCCUGGUGGCCCAAUAUCUCUCCGCACAGCCCGUGUCAGAGCAUGACUCGUGGUCAGAUUUGAUUGCCAUGGUCGUGGAACUAUCGCAGUAUGACGAAGGCGCGGUGACACACUUCCUGCAAGCGUUGCAUCCUGUCGGAUUAGACAGUGGAAAAUCAACGUCGCAGCUCGCCAUGCAGCUGUAUACAUAUAUAUCAGGGGGCAACGCGAGGAUGGAGCUCAAGUGUACUGCCCAGCGAACGUUAAUCGAGCACGCCGGAGCUCCUGGAAAUUCCGUUGAGUUUGAUAUUGUGCGCAUACAAAAGUAUUCUGCGGAUAGUGGUUCGACAGCCCGGUACGCCGAUCAGCUUCUGCAAAUCCAGGCAUUACAGAUCGAGUUUCUGUUGAGAACGCUACCAGUUGUACACAACGAGCUCAUCGAGGAUGUCUCUACAUGGUCUGCUGCGUGUGUGGCGUCCAUCGACGGUACUGGCGUCUAUGCGCGUGAAGCGGCGGCCGAAGCACUUGGACGAGUCACACAACUUUGGCGCAUCAUGCAGACAGAGGAACGUCUCGAGAGCCAUUUCCUCCGUUUAUGUAUCGCAGUCUACGAUCUACUGAACGACGACGACGAGGAUACCCGUCUAUUGGCAAUCAAAAUCUGCACACGGAUCAUUCCUGGCACUCCACCGCGCUCUCCUGGCUUGGAGCCUAUUAUAGCCAGUCAAAAGCUUCUAGCGUUCUGCAUCAAACGCUGGCCCUCGAGCCCUCACUUGAUCGCAGAAGCUUUUCACCGUGCUUUUAGCUUCAACGAAACCACCGCCAACAACAAGGACAACAACGACGACUCUCCCCAGACCAUCACCGAACGCCUAGCAACUACUAAUGGGAUGAAUGACCGCGAUACAACGCUCUUCGCCGAAGAAAAGCAAAACCUUUACAUUGACGAAGCCAAAGAAGUCCGCAUCUGGUCCCAGGUUCUAACGAAACUCCACGCACCUUCUAUUCCCAAAUCUCUGAUUCAAUCUCUCACGACAUAUGUAUCCUCCGCCCUCUCCGACCUCACCGUCCACGCUCAAAAUCUCCCCCAAAACUUCGACGGACCUCUUGGUUGGACUACCACCAUAUUAGAUCUCUACAACCUCGGCCUUCGAGUGAUCUAUGGCGCUGAGGUGCUUCUGAACAUCUCUGGUGAUUUUCACGGCGUGAAGAUUCCUGUGCAGCCGUCGGAUUUGAGGAAGAGAUUGUUCGAAUUCGUUACGGCGUUGGAAAAGAUUGAAGGGAAUUGCUUGUGGAAAUGGGAGGCUCAGAGAGUCCUGACGGAGUCUUUGUCGAGGAAGGUCGAGAGGGUUGGGGGUUUUAUCGGAAGGGGGUUGGAGGAGCAUAUCUGA
This is a messenger RNA of Sphaerulina musiva SO2202, 4761 nucleotides long. RefSeq lists its product as uncharacterized. The record is from RefSeq and is a predicted model, not a curated record. Bases 1 to 4761 code for a protein of 1586 amino acids. NCBI's taxonomy places the organism in Eukaryota, Fungi, Ascomycota, Dothideomycetes, Mycosphaerellales, Mycosphaerellaceae. Gene Ontology annotation, biological process: tRNA methylation. Gene Ontology annotation, cellular component: cytosol. The transcript has 4 exons.